AUGCCAUCUGGGUGGUUUCUCCCGGGGUUGGGAACCCAUCACCCAGCUCCCGAAGAGCCAGAGGCCAAAGAGGAGAGCAUAAUGAUGGACCUUUUCGAAACGGGCUCCUAUUUCUUCUACCUGGACGGGGAGAAUGGAGCCCUGCAGCAGCUGGAGAUGGCCGAGGGCUCCCCUCUGUACCCGGGCAGCGACGGCACCCUGUCCCCCUGCCAGGACCAAAUGCCCCCCGAGGCCGGGAGCGACAGCAGCGGCGAAGAGCACGUUCUGGCGCCCCCGGGCCUGCAGCCCCCUCACUGCCCGGGCCAGUGCCUCAUCUGGGCCUGCAAGACUUGCAAGAGGAAAUCGGCGCCGACGGACCGACGCAAGGCCGCCACCCUGCGAGAGAGGCGACGUCUGAAGAAGAUCAACGAAGCCUUCGAGGCCCUUAAGCGCAGGACAGUGGCCAACCCCAACCAGAGGCUGCCCAAGGUGGAGAUACUGCGCAGCGCCAUCACGUACAUCGAGCGGCUGCAGGAUCUCCUGCACCGUCUGGAUCAGCAGGAGAAGAUGCAGGAGCUGGGAGCAGACCCUUUCAGCUACAGCCCUAAGCAAGGAAAUCUCCCCAGUUCCGAUUUCCUGAGCACCUGCAGCUCUGAAUGGGAAAAUGUUUCUGAUCAUUCCAGGGCCCUAGCCUUAAGUCCCAGAGAAGUCGGAGGGCCCAUAAUCGAGUCAUCUGCCUCCAGUAGCCUAAGGUGUCUUUCUUCUAUCGUGGACAGUAUUUCCUCCGAAGACCCUAAACUUAUCAGCGUGGAGGAGGUAGUGGAGAAAUAACGAACCCCUUUGCUGGUUCUAGAGGGAUCUUUGCUUCUGCUGGAAGAUUAUUCCCUGCUCCACCCCCACCCCAACCCCAUAACUAACCUUUAGAUUAGGUUACAUUGCAUUAAUAUUUAGGAAACCAUUCCCAGGAUCGUCUGAAAGUUGGAAACGAAGUAAUAUCUUCUCAGAAAAAAAAAUCCCCAAAACCCUCUGUGUUUGGUCUCCUGAACCUCCCUGCCAUAGACAGUCCUUUUACCUUUUCUUUUUUGAUUUUAAUUUAUUAGAUUGACUUUUAUCAUGAUUAUGCCUAUUGUACCCUGCUCCAGAGAAGCUCAUUCCUGUCUGAAGCCAAGUGGGAAAAUUGUGGUUUAAUGUUAGUUUUAUUUAAUGUGUAUUCUGUGUUAUUGAUUUUUGUAAAUACUUUUAGUACUUUCUCUUUUUUAUGUAAAUGCAAGAAAUGUAUUUAAGAUGGGGGAUGCAGUACUGUAUAUAAACGGUUCAA
Molecule: messenger RNA, 1297 nt
Organism: Phascolarctos cinereus (koala)
Lineage: Eukaryota; Metazoa; Chordata; Mammalia; Diprotodontia; Phascolarctidae
Gene: MYF6
Product: myogenic factor 6
Biological process (GO): muscle organ development; skeletal muscle cell differentiation; positive regulation of skeletal muscle fiber development
Molecular function (GO): DNA-binding transcription factor activity, RNA polymerase II-specific; RNA polymerase II cis-regulatory region sequence-specific DNA binding; protein dimerization activity
Source: RefSeq, a predicted model, not a curated record